GACGCGCCCGCGGCCGCCAUUUUGUCCUGCGGUGCUGGUAUUUAGAGCGCAGCGGCUGACGGGCCGGGUCGCCUUCGCAGCCUCCGGACAGCUCGCCUCGCGCAGCCCGCCGCUCGCCGCGCCCGGCCCGACCUCGCCCCGGCCUCGGUCCGCUGAACUCGCCCCCCCUCCCCACCCGCAGACAUGUCCGAGGCCAAGAGCGGCCCCGAGUACGCUUCCUUUUUCGCGGUCAUGGGUGCCUCAGCCGCCAUGGUCUUCAGCGCCCUGGGUGCCGCCUACGGGACAGCCAAGAGCGGCACGGGCAUCGCAGCCAUGUCUGUCAUGCGGCCAGAGAUGAUCAUGAAGUCCAUCAUCCCGGUGGUCAUGGCUGGGAUCAUUGCCAUCUACGGCCUGGUGGUGGCCGUCCUCAUCGCCAACUCCCUGAAUGACGGCAUCAGUCUCUACAGGAGUUUCCUUCAGCUGGGUGCGGGCCUGAGUGUGGGCCUGAGCGGGCUGGCGGCAGGCUUCGCCAUCGGCAUCGUCGGGGACGCUGGCGUGCGUGGCACCGCCCAGCAGCCGCGGCUCUUCGUGGGCAUGAUCCUCAUCCUCAUCUUUGCCGAGGUGCUCGGCCUCUACGGUCUCAUCGUCGCCCUCAUCCUCUCCACAAAGUAGCCCUGCCGGCCGCCAGCCACAGAAUAUGAUUGAUGUCAAGACCACCCCCUCCUCAUUCCACAGCGAACAGCCUGACACACGCACGGGGCAGCUGCCCGCCAGUAGUCGGUCUUGUAAAUGCGCAGUGUCCUAGUGCACACCGUCUGUUGCCCCAGCCUCGCCCCUGCCCGCCCCGCCCCGUGCUGUGGACAUCUGGGCCCACCAGUCCCCACCCCGGCCCUGACCAGUGAGGACGCCGGCCUCCGGCCGUCCCCGCCCAUCUGCCCCAGAGUGCUCUGUGUAUAAGGAUGAAUUAGAGUUGUCAUUUUCUCUUCACUGGAUGUUUAUUUAUAAAGAUUUGACCUGUUCAUACGUCUGUGGAGCAGCUCUCCGUCUCCCAACUCUAUAGUAACCUUAGGUAGACUGUUGUUGCGUUGUGCGGUUACCGUUUACCCUGAGACCCGUUGGAUGGAACCACCUCCUGCAGCCCUGGUUGCCCCGGGCCGCGGGCCAGUGUGCCGGGCCCGUGGGCCCUGGUGCCGCUGCGUGUCCAAUAAAGUUCUCAGAUGUGACCGGA
Messenger RNA from Capra hircus (goat), 1207 nucleotides. It is a transcript of the gene ATP6V0C, whose product is annotated as ATPase H+ transporting V0 subunit c. The transcript is spliced from 3 exons. Gene Ontology annotation, molecular function: proton-transporting ATPase activity, rotational mechanism. Gene Ontology annotation, cellular component: proton-transporting V-type ATPase, V0 domain. The record is from RefSeq and is a predicted model, not a curated record. Gene Ontology annotation, biological process: proton transmembrane transport. NCBI's taxonomy places the organism in Eukaryota, Metazoa, Chordata, Mammalia, Artiodactyla, Bovidae. Bases 184 to 651 code for a protein of 155 amino acids.